AUGGCGGCCGAGGACAAGAGCAGACAAACGAACCGCUACUUUUACGUUGCGUUCGCUGUGUUUCAAUGUUUCCUGGGUGCCGGUGUUAUAUUUGGAUGGACGUCGCUGCUUCCCAUGCUAGAAAAAGAAAAAAUAUACUUUGAGCUGUGUAUUUAUGAAGAGACAAUUUGUACCGCACAAAGCAAUCGCCUUCAGUAUGCGUUUACAAUGGCAGUCUUUAGCAGCAUGUGGUCCAAUCUUCUGCUCGGCCUCGUACUUGACAAGUUUGGACCCCGUGUGACAAAGUCGAUAUCGUUAGUUUUCUUGAUUGCAGGCGCGUUGUUGAUGGGAAAUGCUCACUAUCGUGAUAACGCCAAAGACAAUGACUUGCUGCUGUACGGCAUGGUGCUCGUGGGCUUCUCCGGUCCAGGUAUUCAGCUCUCUGGAAUUCACAUGUCCAAUUUGUUCCCAGAGUCGACAGCGCUUGUUGCGUGCUUGAUUGUCGGAGGUCUUCAGUUGAGCUUUCUGAUCUUCGCGCUAAUAAGUUUCGCGUACAUGCACCUCGGGAUGUCUAUGGCGACAAUAUUCGAAAUUUAUGCAACUGUGCUGCUGCUGUCGCUAGUGGGUACAUUACUUACGGAGCCGGACACGCCACUUGAGGUCGUUUCUUGUAAUACGCAUAUAGUUCUUUCGCCUAUGGGUCUGCCGUCGGUGUUCAAAGACGAAGAGACCUCCCUUUUGCUGUCUACACCCGAGCUGCAGAAGAAUCAUCAACAAAACGACAAGAUUUUUACUGACGGCGACCUCCACAACCGCUCCUUUCGGACGCAAGUGUUAUCAAAACCAUUCUUGCUCAUCGCAUUUUAUUUUUCGAUUUUGUCGCUCUGGUGCAACUUCUUUUUGGGCAGCAUCAAUGGAUUACUGCGGUGGAAAGGGCUUUUAGACGGUGAAGUGAAUGAUCUAUUGGGAAAGCUGGCGUUUGUGCUUCCGGGAAGUGUGAUUUUCAUCCCGUUUGUAGGAUACCUGUUGGAAAAGUGUGGCCACCAAUACUCGUUGCUACUCUGCACGUUGGCUGCUUUGUGCACCACGAUAUUGUUAAGUAGCAUGUCGACUGGAUGGAUUGUGGCUGGCUUUGUGACGUACGCAUUCUUCCGAACCUUCAUGUACCCGCUGCUGUUCUCGUAUUUAGGAUAUCGCUUUGGGUUUCAGCACUACGGGGCAUUAUCUGGUAUCGCAUUUGGCGUCGGUGGCAUCAUAGGCCUUUUACAAACGCCAAUUGCUGCCAUUGGUGAUUUUCGUACUAUUGGCUGGAUGCAGUACCGUACUUCGAGCGGCAUCGUGACGGAUAAAUACUGUAUAAGUGAAGCGAUGUCGAACAGCACAAGCGUCCCUUUAAAUUUUAAGACAGGCGCUGUGGCUGGCUAUCCAUCUGAUGGCAGCGACAAUGCAUCGGCUGUGCGCCCCUCCGUGGUGAGCACUAAUAACCUUAAUGCCCAACUCAUAGAGGAGGCCAAACAUGUCGACCAGCACCUUUUCUUUGGGCCGCAGCAAACUGUUUUUGAUGUUGAACGUCAGCGCGUGAUCCAUGGCGAGCGUAAGAUUCAAAAGAACGCCAAACGUUUUUGGCUUAUGUCUGAGCCUCUCAGUAUGGAACGGGAUAGCACAUCGUCGAUCAUUGGGAUUCCCACAGAGGUGCGACCGGUCGGCCUUGGCAGCAGAGUCUCUGCUGCUACGCGAUUUAUCGGUCAGAAGGUAGCGCAGAUGAAGUUCCCUCCCUCCCACGUAAACGAAGACUCCUUUUGUGACGGCUGUGGCAUGGAUCCCAUUGUGGGGAAUAUGUAUUCGUGCUCCAAGUGCAGCAACUACCACUUGUGCGAGGGCUGUUAUCAACUGGGAAUUCACGGCUUCGAAGACUCCAGGCUGUUGGUGGAUGUGCGUGAGGACUUUGCAUUGCUUGAGGUUAUGGAAGCGUCUAAGAACAAGGUACCUGAAGAGGUAUAUACGGUGCUGCUUAAAACGGUGUGCCGCGGACAGGUAGACAAGUUUAAUUUUUUGGCGAAAUGGAUCACGGCGGUAGUUCUAGGCCAACCUAUUAGCACACUUGAGGUGCGUGGCAUUGAAAUCCCAAAUCUUGACACAGAGACCCGCGGCACGCUGGUGCAAUUGCUUACACCAGCGCUGGCUGACCGCACAGAUCUCGAAGUUUGCAUGGAAUGGUUCUGCCCUGAUGCCGAAAACAUGUCAUUACCUGGCGUACAGCGUCGCAGAGAAACAAUUCGUAUCUGGGUGGCCACUGACAAAGACCAACGAUCUCCUUUUGCGACAAAAGAAGAACCAAAUGAUGAAGACACGGAAUCGGAAAUGUCGCCCACGAGUGCCAAUGGAGACCUCCUUGACUCCCCUGUCCCGGCAAAUGAUUCGCCUUGCAUGACGCCCCCACAGUCUCCUAUGGAAAUUCGACGCAAAUCGACUGGUGGUAGUAGCUCAACAGCUUCGGAGUCCUCGUCACGUGUCUCUUCUCCCCGUCUUGAUGCUCUAGCGCUUACUGACAAGAUUGCAGAUUACACUUUCGAAGCUGAGGAUGAAGAUUAUCUGUCAGAUUCGGUCAACAGCGAUAUCGAGCCUCGGAAAGUGGCCAGUUUGUCCCCAUUUUCCGGUCAGCGAUCAGAGGGUAUUCACAUGUAA
Molecule: messenger RNA, 2664 nt
Organism: Plasmopara halstedii
Lineage: Eukaryota; Oomycota; Peronosporomycetes; Peronosporales; Peronosporaceae
Product: major facilitator superfamily
Exons: 8
Coding region: 1-2664 (887 amino acids)
Biological process (GO): transmembrane transport
Molecular function (GO): transmembrane transporter activity; zinc ion binding
Source: RefSeq, a predicted model, not a curated record